GGCCACCCCGCUGCAGCGAUGUGGCUGCUGUGGCUGCUGGUGGGCUCGGCGGAAAGCCAACUUUUGCCUUGGAAUAACUUCACAAAUGAAUGCAAUAUCCCUGGAAACUUCAUGUGCAGCAAUGGACGCUGCAUCCCAGGAGCCUGGCAGUGCGAUGGGCUGCCGGACUGCUUUGACGAAAGCGAUGAGAAGGAAUGUCCAAAAGCCAGAUCUAAAUGUGGCUCCACCUUCUUUCCCUGUGCAAGUGGAAAUCACUGCAUCAUUGGUCGCUUUCGAUGCAACGGGUUUGAAGAUUGUCCUGAUGGUAGUGAUGAAGAAAACUGCACAGCAAAUCCUUUACUGUGCUCUACUGCCCGAUUUCACUGUAGAAAUGGCCUGUGCAUCGAUAAAAGUUUUGUGUGUGACAAUCAGAAUAACUGCCAAGAUAACAGUGACGAGGAAAGUUGUGAAAACCUUCAAGAAUCCGGCAGUGAUCAGGAUUAUGUGACCACGGAGCCUCAGCUGCUGUACUACCCCAGCAUUACCUAUGCAAUCAUUGGCAGCUCUGCCAUUUUUGUGCUGGUGGUGGCCCUGCUCGCCUUGGUGUUGCACCACCAGCGGAAACGCAACAACCUCAUGACUCUCCCUGUGCACCGGCUGCAGCACCCUGUCCUCCUGUCCCGGCUGGUUGUUCUCGAUCAUCCGCAUCGCUGCAGCGUCACCUACAAUGUCAACAACGGGGUUCAGUACAUGUCCAACCAGGCCUACCACCGGCCACCAGGUUUAGACUCUCCACCAUCUUAUUCAGAAGCGGUGCUAGACCAAAGCAGACCUCCAUGGUUUGAUCUUCCUCCACCUCCAUAUUCCUCAGAAUCAGAAUCUCAGAAUCGUGUAGAUCUCCCUCCUUACCGAUCUCGGACUGGGAGUGUGGUGAGCACCGAUGCUCCAGUGGCAAGAAGUCAACUGCACGCAGAAAGCAGUCGAACCAGAAGCACCAUUAAUAAUACACUGCGAGAAAUUCCAUCUGAGCAAAGUGUCUCUUUAAUCAGCUCCCUUUCUGCUGAGGAACAGUGA
Messenger RNA from Euleptes europaea (tarantolino), 1053 nucleotides. It is a transcript of the gene LDLRAD3, whose product is annotated as low density lipoprotein receptor class A domain containing 3. Gene Ontology annotation, molecular function: protein binding. Gene Ontology annotation, cellular component: plasma membrane. The coding region runs from base 19 to 1053 and encodes 344 amino acids. The record is from RefSeq and is a predicted model, not a curated record. Gene Ontology annotation, biological process: receptor-mediated endocytosis. The transcript has 6 exons. Lineage: Eukaryota; Metazoa; Chordata; Lepidosauria; Squamata; Sphaerodactylidae.